Messenger RNA from Aspergillus alliaceus, 3274 nucleotides. RefSeq lists its product as uncharacterized. The transcript has 5 exons. The record is from RefSeq and is a predicted model, not a curated record. Gene Ontology annotation, molecular function: protein binding; catalytic activity; ADP binding. Lineage: Eukaryota; Fungi; Ascomycota; Eurotiomycetes; Eurotiales; Aspergillaceae. Bases 26 to 3274 code for a protein of 1082 amino acids. Gene Ontology annotation, biological process: nucleoside metabolic process.
ACUAUCUUACUGCACUGCCCGAAGCAUGCGAAGGCUAUCCCAUGAGCAAUAUACGGUUGGGUGGAUUUGCGCUCUGCCCCUCGAGAUGGCUGCUGCAAUAGCUAUGCUCGAUGAAACCCACGAAGACCUGCCGGUCAAAUCGAACGAUGGUAACGCCUAUACCCUGGGAAGGAUCGGGAAACACAAUUUAGUAAUCGCGUGUUUGCCAAGUGGCCAAUAUGGAACAACAUCCGCAACUGUUGUUGCAAUUCAGUUGCUGUCGAGUUUCCCGUCAAUCAAGUUCGGACUUAUGGUGGGCAUUGGUGGGGGAAUACCAAGCUCAAAGGUUGACAUUCGGUUAGGCGAUGUUGUGGUCAGUCAGCCAAGUGCCACGCAUGGUGGUGUCGUACAGUACGAUUUUGGGAAGGCGUUACAAGGUGACCGUUUUCAACGCAGAGGUUUGUUAAACUGUCCGCCUCAGGCUCUCCUGACCGCGCUUGCUAGGCUGCAGGCAAAGCACCGAGUGUCUAGAAGUGCCAUACCUACUUACCUGGCAGAAAUGAUGCGAAAAUAUCCACACAUGCGGAGAGACUAUUCACCCGAUGGUCUCUUAGAUAUACUCCAUGAGGCUGGGCACCAUGCCCUGACUUCAGUAAACCCACUGAAUCUCAACGCGACACGAAUAGUCCCACGACCAAAAAGAGCCACAAGUGAACCGGUGAUCCAUUAUGGCCUCAUUGCUUCGGGAAACCAGGUUGUCAAGGACAGCAUCAAGAGAGAUCGCCUAGCCGGAGAGCUCGGGGCUUAUUGCGUAGAAAUGGAAGCCGCAGGACUUAUGAAUCAUUAUCCAUGCCUGUUGGUCCGAGGCAUUUGCGACUACGCAGAUGCACAAAAGGACUCUAAAUGGCAAGGAUAUGCGGCAGCUGUAGCAUCAGCCUAUGCUAAGGAGCUUCUGACGGUGACAUCUGCCAGCCUCACUCUCCAGUCACCGAGAGUACGGGAAAAUCUUACAAUCCAAGAUACACGAUUUGCUAGACCCUUAAGCCUGGGAAGCAUGACCGUAGUUGGCAACUUUAUAGGCCGUCAUGAUGAAUUAGGUUGGUUAAGGGCUAAACUGACCUGGAAAACUCAUCCUCGCCGGAGGAUCAUAGUGUUACAUGGAUUGGGUGGUAUUGGGAAAACACAGUUAGCAGUGCGAUUCGCGCGUUUAAAUCAAAAUGACUACAGUGCAGUGUUCCUGAUCAAAUGCAGAGAUAGAACAACAUUGCUGCAGUCCCUAGCGUCAAUUGGGCCUCAAAUUCACGCCAGUGAUGGAUCGGAAGGUUGUUCACCUGUGCUCAGUCUUGAGCAACGGGCUCAGCGUGUGCUAGACUGGUUGACACUAUCUCAGAACCCCAAGUGGCUGCUCAUAUAUGACAAUGUAUGCCACAGUGAUAAAGCAGGGUACAAUAUUAGUGACUUUUUUCCCUCGGCAGACCACGGCUCGAUUAUAAUUACCACCCGCAUUCUCUCAUUCACUGAACUUGGAGAAUCGUUAAACGUCACUAAGCUAUGCCGUGGGGAAACAAAUCAGUUGCUACUACAAAGCUCCGGCUUAUGGCAAUCCUCCAAGGACGGCCAUUACCUCAAUGAAGGCAGGUUUACCCCUUACAAUCGUGAACUCGUCAGUCGACUGGACGGUCAUCCGCUCGCGACCGUGAUAGCCGGCAUGUUUAUAAGGCGCACCGGAAUUAGCUUGUCCAAAUACUUGCAGAUUUACAAAACGUCCUGGCGUGCGCUACAAAUAAAAUCAACCGCCUUGGAUACACAUGGCUACAGAAGUGUUAUUCAUACCUGGGACCUUUCCUACAGAGAGAUCCAAGACAGAAACCCAAUAGCAGCCGAACUCCUAAUCAUCGUCGCCUUCUAUAAUCAUCAUGAUGUCUCUCUCGAUGUACUGAAGAAUGCCGCUAAAUAUUCCGAUUCUCCUCAAUGGUUUCGCGACCUUGUGUCAGAGGACUUGAGUUUUGCAACAGUUGUGGGCGUCCUUGUGGACUUUUCGAUGAUUGAACGAGGUCAUGGAAAUGUGGGGUACUCCAUGCAUCCUGUUCUUCAGGAAUGGUGCCGUCGAGGCAUUAUGCAGAAGGAUAACGUUCGCAAUACCCGAUAUCAACACAUGGUUUUGGUGUCGAUUGGUGCAAUGGCGUCUACACCGAACAAUGCUGACUGCUAUCUCCUACAACGAAGACUGAUUCCUCAUGCAGUAUCUAUACUUGGAGAGCUUAGUAACCUUUUCCUCAGUCACGGCAUGCUUUGCGAGGCAGAAAAGGCGUACAAGCUAGCAUACGCAGGGUCCAUUCGUAUAUUUGGCCGAUGUCAUCAUUCAGCACUUGCAUCGGCCAAAAACCUUGCGAAGCUAUAUUGCUUAAAGGGACAGUUCGGAGAAGCACUUCGAGCAUAUAAGCAGGCUCUCAUGAGGCAGGAAUCCGCUCUCGGACCAGAGCACCCGUUGACUUUAUCCACCCUCAAUGACUUUGGAACAUUCUUCUGCCUACAGGAGAAGCUUGACAAAGCACAAUCUCUAUAUCAGCGUGCCUUUGCGAUCCGUAUAUCAGCCUUUGGGCCGGAUCAUUUUUCUACGCUUGCCCUUUUCAACAACCUUGGGAACGUCUUCUCCCGCACGGGAAAUUUGAAGGAUGCAGAAGCCUUCUAUAAGCAGGCAUUAAAAGGUCGCGAAAGUUUACUAGGUGCCAAACAUCCCUACACUCUCGCAACUGUUAAUAAUCUUGGCAACCUCUAUUUGCACCAAGGUCUUACUGAUAGAGCAGAAGGCCUCUAUCGGCGGGCACUUCAAGGUCGACAGAAUAUCCUUGGCAACCAGCAUUUGCUAACACUUGCGUCCAUGAAUAAUAUAGGGAAUCUGUAUUCACGCCAGAGAAGAUAUAAGGAUGCAGAAGAUAUGUACAAGAUGUCAUUGUGUGGUCCUACAAUUAAUAAUCUCGGAAACUUAUACUGUGAUCUACAAAGGUGGGAAGAGGCCGAAAGGAUGUACGAAAGGGCACUAUCUGGUCGCAAUUUAUUGCUGGGGCCAGCACAUCCUUCAACCUUAGCGACUUUUAACAAUCUGAAAAACCUUCUUCUUUAUCAAGGGCGCAUUGAAGAACUAGGGAUGUUAUUCCGGCAACCUUUACUAAUCGACAAACACGAAAGACAGACUGCGGAAGACGACCUAUCUUGGGUUUCGAGGAGAAGAAAAGCGGACGUGAAAUUUUUCCUUCCUUCGUUGUCAUUACCCAAGUACUUCCGCAGGAUUUAA